CAGUAUACACUGUACACAAUUAUAUGAACUUAGACCACGUGACUUGAACUUAGAUCACGUGACUGGUAGUAAAGGUAAAGCAACCAGGAAGAAUAAACACCAAACCGAAAGUACUUCCCCGCCAGGUGAAUAUCGGGGUGGGGACCAUGGAUUCCGUGUCCAUCGACAGCGAUCUGGGUUUUGAUCGGAUGUAAAAGACACACAAUGGCCACGCCCACAACCCAGGUACAGGAAAUCAUCACCUGUGAUCUCUGCACCAAGCCAACCCGAAAAUUUUGUAACAACUGUCAAGUCACCUUGUGUGCAGAAUGCAUCAAUAAACAUGUGGAGAAGCUCGAUUCCCUACCACAUGACAUCGUUCCUUUCAAAGACAGAAAGGUGGCUUUUCCAGAGUGUGAAUUUCACACCAACCAGAGAUGCGAGGCCCACUGCCAACAAUGUGAUGUUCCAGUUUGCCUGAAAUGCAUUUUUGGUUCCCAUUAUGGUCACAAAUUUAAGGAUAUGCCGGAAAGUUUUAAUGGCAAGAAAAAGGAAUUAGAAAAAGAAACCAAAGAAAUUGAAUCCACCAUCAUUCCACAGUACAAAAAGAAAAAUGAAGAAACAGAAAGCAAACUAUCAGUUAUAAUGGCCGAAUUUGAUGAAAUGGAAAAUGAAAGAGAAGAGCAUAGAAAAUUCUGGCACCAAGAAGUAGACACCAUUUUCAAUACACUUGGGUCUUUGAUGGAAUCUAUGAGAGAGAAUCACCUGGCUGCUCUAAAAUCCCAUCAAUCCAAAAUAAAUAAUUGUAUUCCAGACAUGAUCCAAACAGUUCAACAAAAUAAGAUGAUUAUGAAAUCAAGAAAAGUGUCUGACGUGACUAACUACAAAUCCAAAGUCGAGGAAUACAGAAACAUGCCUACUGAUAUUGAUAUCAAACUCCCAUCACUUAAAAUUGAUUCAGUCCAAGGGAGAGAACUCAGUCUGGAAUUAGAAGAAUACAAGGCUAGCCUGACACAGACAACACUGUCCAGUCUGACAGAGGAAGUCUCCUAUUUAUCUUUACAAAAGCUGUUAGAGCAAGCCAAAUCAAUUACAACCAUUCCUACUGGAGUUAAUCCUCUAUACAAUGUUGUCUGUGUGGGAGUGGAUGAGGUCUGGGUUAGUGGUAAAGAUAAAACCAUAAGACGUGUUGACAUACACGGGUCUGUACAGGACACUUUCACCACCACAUGUCAAUACUGGCCUGAUGGCAUCACAGUGACCGGACAGGGAGAACUGGUAUACAGUGAUUAUCACAAUAGAACUGUGAACAUUGUCAGACAUGGGAGAACAGAGGCACUGAUAACCACACCACAGGGCUGGCAUCCAGGCAAACUAUGCUGUGCUAAGUCAGGGGACAUCCUGGUCAGUAUGUUUACUACUGAUUUUAGCCAACGUAAAAUUGUUCGUUAUCAGGGACACACAGUGAAACAAGAAAUAUAUAGACUUGAAGAUGGAGAACCUAUCUAUAAAGGAGGGAAAUACGCAGUGUUUGUGGAGGAAAACAACAAUGGAGACAUCUGUACCUCUGAUGGUAAUGCUGACACCGUGGUCGUGAUGAACAAGUCUGGAAGUGUCCGAUUCCGAUACGACGGUACACCAGCCAACAGGAAGAAGUCAUUUAAUCCUGUACAUAUAGUGACAGACUCCAUGAGUCAGAUCAUUGUGGCAGAUCUCAACAAUGACUGUCUACACAUCCUGGAUCAGAACGGACAGUUCCUGAGAUGUGUGGACAAUUGCGGACUAGAUGAACCUCAUGGACUGACUGUGGACAGUGAGGGGAGGUUGUGGAUAGGUUUAUAUAAAUCAGGAGAAGUGAAAGUGAUUCAGUACAUGAAAUAAACGUACACUGUUUAGAACGUGUAAUGUACAGACAUCAGAUGAUGACAAAGUUCACACAGUGCAUUAAUUCAUUGAGAUUUAUAAAUCCUAAUCACGUUAUAACUGACAGAACUGGCACGAGAAGUUAUAUCUCCAUGGCUAUAUAUAUAUAAUGUAAUAUUUUGGAACCUCACAAAAUCAAAUUCAGACAGAAACUUCAAAACAAUCCCAAAUACUCAUACAAAAUAAAACUUUUGAUUAGGUUUAAAAGUAGCAGAUCCCCCCCCCCUCCCCCGCGCAUAUUCUAAUAUUCUAACAUAUCUUAAUUUUUUAUUUGCUAUCUGUUUUGAAAAUAUAGGUUGAUGUUACUCUAACUGUUAUUUAGAGUGCCUCGGGAGCCUUAAUUGCUUUUCUGGACCAUUACAUCGUGAAUUGAACAAUAUUCCAAACAAUAUUAAUGUGCGAUUUCUAAGGUUAGCUUUGGGACUGGAUUAUAACUAAUUCGUGUUUAGGAGUUGUGCAUAUGAUCUGUAGUAACUAAAAUAUUCGGCAAUAUAUUAUUAUGAUGACAUAAAUACAUGUUAUUGCAUGAAUGACAUGAUAUAGUAUCAUGUUUACUUUAUUGUAUACCCUUAUUACCAGGUUAAUUGUAAUGGUGUAAUACAUGUAAUCAACGAAAGUAAUUUACUCAUGCAUGAAGCAUAUACUUUGAUAUUCGUAGUUAUAUUUUACAUGCACAAUGGUAUUGAUCUAGAUUUCACAAUUUUGAAAUGUGUUUUCUAUCUUUCAUAUAACAAAUUGGGUAUGAACAAUAUUCCAAACAAUAUAAAUGUGCGACUUCUAACGUUAGCUUUGGGACUGUAUUAUAAACAAUCUAUGUUUACGAGUUGCGCAUAUGAUAUGUUGUAACUGAAAUGUUUGGCAAUAGAUGACCACUAUGACAUAAUGUCACUGCAUGAACAACGUGAAAUAUUAUCUCUACUUAUUUUACUACCUUUAUUACCAGGUUAUUUAUAAUACUGCAAUGAUCUAAAGGUAGUUUACUCAAUACAUAGGGUAUGUACUUUGACUAUUUGGGUUUUUUCUCUCUCACAUACAUGGGUAUUGAUCUAGAUAUCAUAAUUUUGAAAUGUAUUUUUAUCCUCCAUAUGUAAAAUUGUUUUUUUUUAUGUGCAACAUUUGUUCACAAGGACGAGCAAUAUGACAUGUUCUACAAGUAUAUUAAUCUUAGUAUUCUUAGGUUUGGUAGAUGCACCAGUGUAUCAUGAUUAUUGCAUACGGUUUUAAGGGAUAUUUGAGAUACGUAAUACAUAUCGAUGAUUUUUCAAUUUCAUCUUGGAAUGUCAAGGCCAAAUGAGAGUUUUCUCUAUCAUUUCUGAAACAUGAUAUUAAUAUACUUCUUGAACCAUGGAAAGGUACUGAUCCUGAUGUUUCUAUACCACAAUAUAAUAUUUCACAAAAAUGUAAAAGAAAAAAGGUCCAAGAAAUUUAGUGGUGGAAUCAUCAUUGCAUAUAAAACUGUAUUACAUAAAGGAAUAACUGAAAUCAAAGACGCAACAUCUUCAGAAAAUAGAUUAUAGUUGAAACUGGAUAAAACUUUUUUCGAUUUUUCAAAUGAUCUAUAUGUGUGCAGGUAAUAUUCCACCAGUGAAUUCUGUCUACUACAAUGCUGAUUUUUCUGAACUUGGAAUUGAAGUACCUAGAAUUAUGUCUAAAACACACGUAAUAUCCUUAUUGUUAGUGAUGUAAAUGCAAAAAUUUCCAAUCAUAAUGACUGUAGUGUUAAUGAUAAUUGCUUAACCAGAAACUUAGAAGACCUAUUACCAGAUAACUAUAAUAUUGAUCAUGAUAUUCCUAGAUACUCAGUAGAUAGAGUAAUUAAUGCUCAACGUAGACAACUACUAGAUUUUUACAUCCCCCCACCAGGUUCGUAUUUGAAUGGUCGAUUUGUUGGUGAUUCUGUAGGUAAUUUUUCUUGUUACAAACCUAAUGGAGCUAGUACUGUAGACUAUGCUUUAACCGACGUGGAACUUUAAGAUAAUAUAAACUUUUUUCAAGUGUCUGAUCCUACAUAUUUUUCAGAUCAUGCACAAAUAACUGUAUAUAUUCGGUACAAUUAGUCUGAUAGUGAGACUAAUUUUAAUUCAAGAGCAUCACAAUCCAAGUUUUCGAAAUGCUCUUAUAAAUGGGAAACAUUUCAAAAUCUAAAAUAUUAGAUGCUAUGUCAGAUCCCAAAUUACUGGAACAAAUUUUGAACCCAAUGCAGAAGGUAUAGAUAAAGUUACUGAAGACCUAAACUCAAUUCUAAAGGAUUUAAGAAUGAAAUCCUGCAGAAUAAUAAAAUGUAAGAAGAUAAAGGUUCAUAAAAAACAACCAUGGUGUGACCCAGCUGAUGGAUCUGCAAAAAAAAAAACAACAACCAAAAAAAAAACAAAAAACAAAAAAAAAACCACGUGUUGAUGUUAGGAACACUAGAAUGAAAAAUGAACCCUUUAAUUUAAAACUUAGAUCUGAUUAUUCUAUCUACUGUAAAUAAAAUGAAAACAAAAUUGUAAAAUAAAAAUGUAUUUGUUUCAGAAAGAGUACUUCAUUGUUAUUUCGGAUUUCAAACAUUUCGGUUGAGCAUCACUGAAGAGACAUUAUUUGUCGAAAUGAUGCGCAUCUGGUGCAUUAAAAUUGGUACCGUAUAAGUUUUACAUAUGAUAAAUUACUGAAUUGGAAAGAAACAAACCCCAAACAAUGCUGGGAAAUGCUUAAUUCUUUCAAGAAAGGUAAUAGCAUAUCGGAUAUAUUAGUAAACAUCGAUAAAGUUAUAAACCAUUGCAAAACGCAAGGUUCAGCUACACAGAAUACGAGACGCGGUUAUAGCAGGCCUGUUUACAUUUUACUGACAAUGGUUCAGCUAUACAACGAACCGACUACAAGAAAUGUUAUCUCAGAAAUUAGAACAUGUUAAUUAAUAUUAAAAAAUGGCCCAAAAUAUAUCAUUAACACACAAUAUAUACUAUGCUGUGUAAGGAAAGCUAGAUAUUCCCAAGCGAGACUUCGGAUGAAAUCUAGCGAUACUACUGGGUGAACUAUGUCGAUGAACUUUUGUAAAUGGUUUAUUUAUUUCACUGUUUAGAGAUAAUUACAAUAUAUACACAUUCUUCUGUCUUUAAUUCAACCAGCAUAUAUAUCUAAAUUCUACAGUAUUAUAAAGAAUUUAUUGUUACAAAUACGUCUUGGAUACAUCUCGAGAUAGUGAAAACAAUUCUAAUUCAGGGAGCGUUUAAGUCAUUAGGCGCACGGGGGAAGCAUGUGUACCGAUGACGGGUUUUGCAGAGUCGUCCACUUCUGCUACAUAUUUAGAUAUUUUAUUGAAAGUAGACAUUAACGGCAAACUGACAACUCAACUGUAUGACAAACGGGAUGACUUCAGCUUCUCCAUCGUCAACUUCCCAUAUUUGUGUAGCAAUAUUCCAUUAUCACCUGCAUAUGGUGUUUAUAUAUCUCAACUGAUUCGAUAUGCAAGAGCUUGUUCUGGGUAUAGUCAGUUUUUAAAUCGAGGUAAGCUACUGACAAACAAGUUGAUGGUACAGUAAUUUCAACAGUCUCGAUUGAAGUCAGCAUUUCACAAAUUAUAUGGUCGUUAUAACGAUCUACUUCGUCCGUACAACCUUGCAUUGGGUCAAAUGUGGUCUGACGUGUUUCAUACCGAUUGUUUCAUACCGCACUGAUUUUGACUGCGGAUAACUCCGUUUACCUGAACAGGAUAUAGGGCUCACGUCGGUGUGACCGGUCAACAGGGGAUGCUUACUCCUCCUAGGCACCUAAUCCGACCUCUGGUGUGUCCAGGGGUCCGUGUUUGCCCAAGUAUCUAUUUUGUAUUGAUUAUGGGAGUUAUGAGAUUGAUUCGUUAUCUUCACCUUGCAUGAUUAAUAAGAGUUUACGGCCUCAAUAUUCUGUCUAUACAGUGAGGGAUAUUGUGUGCCAAUUCGUUACAGAACAAAUGAUGUUCAUGCCUGUUUCUGUUAAUAACACAAGAGGUACGCGCCCUGCCAUAGAAAUCUGACUGACUUCCACCAAAUUAGACCUUAUAAAAUAUAUUCUGAUACUUUUGUCAGCGCAUAUAGAUGUACACAUGUAUUCUUCACUAUGCAUCUUCGAUGUAGGUGUGCCAAAACAGGGUAUAAUUCAACAAAUACAUGUACUCAUCUUCAAAUUGAACGCACUGCAAAACGGCCUUUAUUUAACACUUCAAAAGUACUGGUAUUGUGUUUCGUGUCAUGCGUACUUAACAAUGAUACUCGCCUUGUAUCGGCCUGUAGCCC
Molecule: messenger RNA, 6152 nt
Organism: Ostrea edulis (European flat oyster)
Lineage: Eukaryota; Metazoa; Mollusca; Bivalvia; Ostreida; Ostreidae
Exons: 2
Coding region: 205-1860 (551 amino acids)
Biological process (GO): positive regulation of DNA-templated transcription
Cellular component (GO): nucleoplasm; chromatin
Molecular function (GO): zinc ion binding; ubiquitin-protein transferase activity
Source: RefSeq, a predicted model, not a curated record